Rosa chinensis is the source of this 857-nucleotide messenger RNA. RefSeq names its product copper transporter 6. Gene Ontology annotation, biological process: copper ion transmembrane transport; intracellular copper ion homeostasis. Gene Ontology annotation, molecular function: copper ion transmembrane transporter activity. The record is from RefSeq and is a predicted model, not a curated record. Bases 87 to 584 code for a protein of 165 amino acids. Lineage: Eukaryota; Viridiplantae; Streptophyta; Magnoliopsida; Rosales; Rosaceae. Gene Ontology annotation, cellular component: plasma membrane. The transcript has a single exon.
CCAAACAUUACCUUAAUCAAAGCCACCUGAUCUAGUGAUCUUCCUAGUUAAUUCUCUCUUUCUCUCUCACUCGCCCAAAACCAGAAAUGUCUCACGAGGUACACGAUGAAGGUGGUACGCUGAUGCCGCCGAUGCCACCGAUGCCGAUGAGUACUCCACCGCCAACAAAGCCUACGGGCGACCUGAGCAACACAUCUGAUUAUUCCAUGAGCAUGAACAACAGCCUCUACUGGGGCAAAAACGUUACCAUACUCUUUUCCGGCUGGCCGGGGCAUGACCACCUCGGCAUGUACGUCUUGUCUCUCUCCUUCCUCUUCCUCCUCGCCGUCGCCGUCGAGAUUCUUUCCGUGGGGCCUACCCUGAAGCCGACCGCCACUCCUCUAGUCUCCGGGGUCACUCAGACGGGUAUUUAUGCACUGCGCACCGUUUUGGCUUACUUGGUCAUGCUAUCUGUCAUGUCCUUCAAUGUUGGAAUCCUCAUAGCCGUGGUGGCUGGCCAUGCCCUAGGUUUCUUUGUCGUCAAGGUUCGUGCGCUUAACCAGCUAACCAGCCAAGCCGACUCGACCGAUCCGCUCAAAGUGUGAUCGGAGAAUCAGUGUGUCUUCUUCUUAAUUAAGGGCUUGAGUUUUUAAUUUGGUAUGUUGUGGUUUGUUUGUUACCUUUUGUAUCAUAUUGCCGUGACUCGCCUGGUUUUGGUUGUUUCAUUUAUGUAAGCUUUUCCUGCCUGACUUUUCGUCGUUGUUGCUGUAGCUUUUUCUAUAAUCUGUGCGUGCUUGUUGUGCUGUAGUGUACUUUUAGCUAGUUUCUUGAGGCUAGCUAACUUAUAUUGUAUAAUUAAUUUGCAUAAUUUUAUUGAA